Messenger RNA from Vespula vulgaris, 4299 nucleotides. RefSeq lists its product as uncharacterized. The record is from RefSeq and is a predicted model, not a curated record. The transcript is spliced from 6 exons. The coding region runs from base 1393 to 3729 and encodes 778 amino acids. Lineage: Eukaryota; Metazoa; Arthropoda; Insecta; Hymenoptera; Vespidae.
UACCUGUCAAAAGUUAAAAGCUGCGAUACGAGUUUAAAAAAAAAAAGAAAAGAAAAAGAAUGAGAGAAAGAUGAAAUAGACGACGAGAAGUGAAAUUCGAAAGUGGGUCAAGGAUGAGGGAGGUUCCUUCGGUGGUAUUAUACGCACCAUGAUCGAUCUUUUUCUUUCAUUUAUGGUGAAACGCCAUCAACGUGUCAAAAUCAUCCGAUGAUCCAUUAUAAUCAAAUUUUUAUUCCUACAUUUUUUGUAUAUCGAUUUCGUUUCGUACGAAUGACUCUUUCUUAACGAAAUAGUCGCUCUAAUAUCGUACUAAUUAUUAUUCGAUAAAACGUCGUUUAAUAAUUGAUCGAGCGUUGAAUAUUGGUUAGCUUUGAAAUCAAAGAGUCGAUCCUUUCGACACAACGGAAUUAUUAUUCUCUUGUCGAUUGCACAACGAAAUGAGUUUCGUCCGUGCGAGUAAAUGGGACGGAGCAAAUAAUAGCGUGUAUUCGACCGAAAGCGAGAACUCGAAGAGAUUGAUAGUUGACAUCCGAUCGAGAUAAAUCAAUUUCCCCGCUAUUUACUCGAAUGUUCCACCGACUAAGGACCUAUCGCGAUCGUCGACGUUUGUUAACCUUUUCGAUUAUCGAUAGAUAUUCAUGCAUUAUGAAAGUCGCUUGUUUACGAGCCUCUAGAGCUUUGAAACUUCGUUAUCGUACUUCGAGGAUCGUUGCGUAAGAAAAAUCUGCACCUCUGGUAUGGUUUAAAAAUAUUCCAACUAGAAAGCAAUGAAUUUCAGGACCGUACGAAAAUUCUUCAUACGAUAGAAAACUCGUGGUAACGUUAGAAUGUGUAGAUACUUGCGUAUCGCGAGUGAAAUCGAUCGUACAACUUGCACGGCGUACGUACUUUGAUCCGACUAAUACUCGUCAAGCGAUUAUCGAGAAGAUACUGGAGUCGAUCUGGAGUCAUCCCUCUCGUCAUAUCGUAACGUCGAAAUAAGAGGAAAUUUCGGGAAGCCAAAAGGAGGUUAAAAAUCUCGAGCGAACGAGAUUCGUGUCGCUUAUUUAUUCUGCACGAUACGUACUCUUUAUUGGAGCAGGGUCGUCGUUUGGUCGGGCUCCACCCAGAUCGCCUUAUUGGAAGAAUCGAAGGGCAAGAUAAUAUUCUGCGUAGGUACAGACCGGUGAUCAAGGUUCCUGCAAAUAAAGAUCGUUCUCGACGCGACGGGAAUCGAGUGAACGUACGUCGAUGAGAAGGACGUCGUUACACCUUGCACGACGCAGCCAAUGUCAGAUUUCAUUGGUACGAGGCAUAUAAAAGGUGGGCCAGUUCUACCAACGAGCAUCAUUCGAUAAGCAGCAGCGUUUCGAAGUUUCCAAGAGAACGAGAAGUCAGGAAGAACUUACGAAGAUGUUCAAGCUGGUAGCAUUCGUCGCACUCUUGGCUUGCGUCUCCGCAGCACCAGGAGGAUUGAUCGCACCGGUCGCAGCACCGGUCGUUGCGGCCGCACCAGCGGUUGCAGUGGCUCACACCAUCCCGGUGGCUACCAGCUACGCCAACACUUACAGAGCACCGGUGGUCAAAGCUGCACCGGUCGUAGCAGCCGCACCAGCCCUCGUAGCUGCACCGGCCCUCGUCAAAACCGCACCGGUCGUAGCGGCCGCUCCUGCCCUCGUCAAAACCGCACCCUUCGUCGCCGCGGCUCCGGUCGUCCACGCUGCCGCACCUCUCGUCCAUGCUGCUCCGGUUGUCGCUGCCCCGGCUCUGAUCAAAGCUGCACCCCUUGCUGUCAUCCUGAACGAGACUGACGGCUGGUGCGGCGUAAGCGAAGUGAGAAGUGUGUGCGGUGUAUGCAACCGGGGCUGCAUGUGCGGCAUAAGCAACUGGAGCUGCAUGAGCGGUGUAGGCAAGAGCCGGUGCAUGUGCAGUGUAGGCGAGGCUCGCUGGGUGAGCCGAAUAAGCCACGGCUGGUGCAGCAGCGACGAGAGACGCAGGUGCGCCGAGAUAUCCUGGUGCAGGUGCAGCUGCAGCGCAGACUACGAGGAUGGCCAAUACAACGAACUUUCCGGCAUCACUCGCUCUCGAGCAACUCUCAAGCGGUUUAAAGUUGGAAUAGUCUCGACUAUCGAAGAAAAGGAAGAAACCAUGUACAAGCUCGCUGUACUCGUCGCCCUCAUUGGUUGCGUCGCUAGCGCACCAGCACCAGCACCAGAACCAGCACCAGGCUACCUCGCUCCAGCUCUCCAUGCCGCACCUUUGGUGGCUGCAGCCCCUGCAGUAGCAGUUGCCCAUUCCGUACCGGUCGCCACCAGCUACUCCAACACCUACAAGGUCUCGGUGAAGAGCCCGCUCGUAGCUGCCACCCCCGUCGUUGCGGCUCACGCAGCUCCUCUCGCCUAUGCAACCCCGCUCGUCAAAGCUGCUCCCGUCGUCGCGGCUGCGCCUGCUGUCGUCGCUCAUGCCGCACCCCUUACCUAUGCCGCCCACGCACCCCUCAAGGAUCGUCAACCUAUCGAAUCGAGAUCUCGAUACAACCUUGACUGGUUCCCGGACGUGAGCAACUAUCUUCGCUGUGCCUACGCAUACGUUUUCGGUCAACGACCCUUAUGUUUCAUAUGCUCGACCUGUAGUAUAUAUCCAGACAGGGUGUUACUACUGAACAGACCUGUAUCCGAAGGUCUUUCGAAGAGCACGGAAGUCUUCUACUAUAUAAACCUUGGAGAACCUCAUCCGUGCAGAUCAGUCGCAGAUUCUCAAAGCGCAGCUGGAAAACGAAGAAGCUCCGACAUGUUCAAGCUGGUGGUCCUGUCCUGUCUGUUGGCCGUUGCGCUGGCGAAACCAAGCGAAAUCGCGCCAGCUAUCGUAGGAAAUCUUAUAUCCGAGAAGAGCAUCGAAUCCCACGGGAACAGCGUGGUUCACUCGGUCGCGCCGGUGGUUGCACCGGUGGUUGCACCAGCCAUUCCGCUGGUAAAAACUAUCGAACCGGUGUUACCGGUGGCCAAGGCUGCAGCCGUCGUCGCUGAGAAAACAAUAGAGUCUCACGGACAUUCGAUCGUUCAUCAUUCAGCCCCGGCAGCAGCCGUUUCCUACUUAACACAGGCGACUCCUGUCGUUUCAGCAGCACCGCUCGCGAUAACUGAAAUCAAACAGUUGUCAGAGAAGUCUCAAAAGACGCAAGAGACUUUGGAGAAAUUGGAAUCCCCUCAGCAGAGCAAACAGUUACUCGAGAAGAUCGAGAACGUCGGUCGACAAGCGAUUAAUAACGAAGCUUCCAACGUUUCACCGAAAGCAGCAGGAAUCGUUCAGGCUUCAGAAAGAACAGAGUCUCAAGAAAGGAACGAGUCCGAGAAGAGCAGACAACUUUCGGAGAAAAACGAAUCUUACGGACAACUCAUCCUUCAUCAGCAGCCUGCACCUGCGACUCUCUCUUACUUGGCAGCUACUCCCCUCGUUUCUGCUUUAACACCCGUAGCGCCGAGCGUGAUCGCUCACACCUUGAAGACCGGCAACGUCGUCGAGAAAUCGGAAUCACUUCAGUCGAAGCAAUUGGCGGAGAAAUUGGAAGCUCUCGAGAAUAGUGCUAUUCAGGAGGCUGCACCUUUGCUACACGCCACGCUGCACGCCGCCCCAUUCGCCUACGCAGCCUCUGCCCCUGCUGCACAUCUUUAUUAUUAUUCUUAUCCUGCCGCUGUACUCGCUGAAAAAUCCAUCUCCAGUUAUGGCCAUAGCAUCGUUCAUGGCGCUUAAAUUAUCAUCAUCAAGGAUUCCCGUUAAAGCUGGAUAUCUUUCUCGUUCAUCGUUGACCCUACAUUUUUUAACGAUCACGAUAAAUUGACGAACGACACCCGCCAAUGCUCUCGUCAAAACCCAUUCUUUGGUUUGGACCACCUAGCUCGAACUGUCGAUCUCUACUCGAUCGGUGAUUCCUUCUUUUUAUUUUUCUUUAAACUUUCUUUAACUACUCUUAUCUUAUUUCCAUCUCGCAGACGACGCAUUCUCCUCGCUCAUUAUUCCUUAGAUGCAUAGAAGCUGGAACAGAGUUCUCGAGUCCUUGCAUAUCUUCGAAUUCUCCGAGACAACGAGAAGCGUCCUCGUCUUCGAGGCCCCGUGUUUUAAAAAUCUUUCAUUUCGGACGAGAUCUUUGUCACUCCCGACAAGAAACUGCCAAAAAAACUGGCCGUCCGACUGCGACUCGAUCUGCUUUAUUUUUAAGUAUUAGCUUUAGGUACGAAACGUCGAUACUUUUGUGUACGAAAAGAAAACAAUUAAGCAUUGUAUACGUACUACUUCAUGCUUUUAUGAUUAUUAUACUUGAAU